GGAGGUGUCUCUUAAAAUUCUACACAGAUGUUACCCUGUAAAUUCAGUAUUGACUAAAUAUAUUCAAAAUAUUGAUCCUCUUUGUUCCUUUUGUCACAUCGAACAAGAAACUUUAAUCCACCUUUUCAGAGAAUGCUCUUUCAGCAAAAUGUUUUGGUGAGACUUCAAAAUUUUCUUUAGUCAGAAAUGUAAUAUACUUAUUCCUUUGAAUGAUAAACAUGUUUUCUUUGGUAUUUCCAAUAACAGUAUUUCUGGGAAAGAAUAUAUUAUCCAUUUUCUUAUUCUGUUGGCUACGUUCCACAUACAUGCCUGUAAAUUAGUUAAAAACAAACCCAACCUCACUGUUUUUAGAGUUUAUGUAAGACGUUUUUUGGACUCUUUAAAAAUAUUCACCAACUCUAAAGCUAUGAAACUUAUUACCAGAAGAGAUUCAUUUGAUUUGUAAACUGUUAUUUUUUUUCUCUUUUUUUUUUCAUGGAAUCCUGUGGAUUUGUUACCGCAGCACCUGCAGCAUGCUACUGUCUGCAAUUGUAUAUUGUUUAUUUGUAAAUAAAGUUUAAUUUAAAAAAGAAUAGAUAUUGCAUUUAUUGACAGCUAAUAUUUGCUAAGUGCUCGGUGUAACACCCGUCUAUGUUCCACUGGAUAUUCCGAGUUUUUAACUCAGAGUCACUGAAACUAAAUUUGAAUUUUGGUUGAUUUAAUGUUUUAGAAUUACAUUCUGACCAAACAUCCUGAUGUCAUCACAAGAAUAUUUUAUCCUGAAUUUAGUUCAUUUACUUUAUACUUUUUGGUUUUUUCCCAUUUCUGGUAUUUAGUUUCAUUCUUGUCCAUUUCUGCCAUGAAUAAAAAAAUAAAAGCCCAACCAAGAGAAGGAGCUUAGCGCUGUCAAUCAUCCUCAUGUACCCCCUGCUAAAUGUGCUAAUGGUGGACAAACAACUUACUGCUACAGGAAGACCGUUUAUCUGCUGUCAUUGGUGGCAAUGCUAAUUUACAUUAGCAGUCAUGGCAGGCUAUGCUAGCUGCAGUGGUUGAUUGACAGCACUAAGACCCGCCUCCUGACUCUGAUUGGUUGUUUCUGACUGAUGUGUAAACCGUCUUACAUGAUCAAUAUAUAAAAACAUUUUUAAAAUAAAUUUAAAACUAAAUUGACUUCCUGUUGUGCUUUUAUUAAUUUUUCAUGGUAGAAAUGGGCUUCCAUCAGGACCAGAACUGGUACCAUCCUGAAUCAGAAUCAGAACCAUUAAUAUUAUUAUGAUGAUGUUGUUGUUGUGGUGAAGACACGUGAUCCUUGCGGUCCUUCGGGUCUGACGUCACCGCCCCCCCUCCCCCCUCUGAGUCCAUCACGGAGUGAGGAGGAGGAGAUGGGGAUCGUGCGGUGCCUUCCUCCCCGACACCAGAACCUCUUGCUCGGUCUCAGCGUUCCCGGCCCGGUCCGGAGGAGGCGGCGGGGCUGAAGGAGGAGGACGAUCCGAUGGGAGGAGGAGGAGAAGGAGGAGGAGGAAGAGGAGGAAGAAGAGGAGGAGGAGGAGGAGGAGGAGGCGUCAGAACCGCAUCCGCCGCUCCCGCCGCUCGCUGCGGAACCAUGAAGACGCCACACCGCGCAGCGGCCGCGGCAGCUCGAUCCAAGCGGAGCUGAACCGGAGAAAAUGAACGAGGAGCCGCGGCCCGACGAUGACAGCUACAUCGUGCGGGUCACGGCGGUGGUGAUGACCCGGGACGAGUCCAGCGGCGGCUGGCUGGCGCUGGACGGCUGCCUGAGCCGGGUCGGGGUCUGCCGGCUGCGGCCUGAUGGGCCGACGGGCCGGAACAACUUCCUGAUCCACGGGGAGCGCCUCAAGGACCGGCAGGUGAUUCUGGAGAGUUUCUUAAAGAAAGACCUGGUCUACACCAAGGCCACGCCCACCUUCCACCACUGGCAGGUGGACAGCAGGAAGUGCGGCUUGACCUUCCAGUGUUCGUCCGACGCCCGCGCCUUCGACCGCGGCGUGAGGCGAGCGCUGGAGGACCUGGCAGAAGGUUCCACCACGUCUUCGUCGACGCUGCAGAACGAAGCCGAGCUCGGAGACGACGACGUCUUCACGACGGCCACCGACAGCUCGUCCAACUCGUCUCAGAGGAGAGAGCCCGCCAUGCACGCGGCGCCGGCUCACUUCUGCGAGCCGCGCCGGCACCACUGCAUCCUGGGACAUUUCUAUGAGCACCACCGGCCCUCGGACCACUACUUCCUGGACCCUGCGGUCCACAUCUUUCCUCGUCACGCCAGCUUCCCUCUGGAGGAGGAGGACAUCGUUCGCUUCAGCCCCCGUGAGCGCAGCUGGCUCACCGGCUACGAGGACUACCGUCACGCCAACGCCACGCGAGACAAGCUCCCGGAGACCUGCGUGCAUUUCACCAAGAGCGACGCGCCGAAACGCGACUACACGUACCCGUACCCGCUGAGCUGCGGCGUGCAGCGGGGCUUCGACAGCAAGCCGGGCGGCCUCGAGGCGGGCGGCGGCCGCAGGGCGGUGGUGACGCUGCAGCCGCGGCCUCCGGCGUCCAAAGGGAAGUGUCACAUGGAGGACGGGGGGCGGCUCCGCUGCGUCUACUGUCAGGACAUGUUCAACCACGAGGACAACGGGCGGGGCCAGUGCCAGGAGGCGCCGGACCCCAUCCAGACCUGCAUCCGCCGGGUCAGCUUCAUGUGGUGCGCCGACAGCCUGCUGUACCACUGCAUGUCCGACCCGGAGGGCGACUACUCGGACCCCUGCUCCUGCGACACCAGCGACGAGCGCUUCUGCCUGCGCUGGACGGCGCUGGUCGGUCUGUCGCUGCUGGCGCCCUGCAUGUGUUGCUACGCCCCCCUGAGGGCGUGCCACCGCUGCGGCGUGGCCUGCCGCUGCUGCGGCGGCAAGCACAGGGCCGUGGGCUGAGCCGCCGGAGGCCGCGGCUGCAGGCCCCGCCCACUCCACAGAGACCGUCACCGCUGUUCUUUCUGUUGUUGAUGUGGUUCAUCUGUAGAGGGAAGUGAAACUUUGUGUCAACCGUUGUGCUUUUUCUGUCACUCUGAGGACCAAAUGAAGAAAAUGUCUAUGAAAGUUUGGAUAUUUGGAGCCGCCAGGUUGGCCUGGAGAAGGUCCAGAAGGAUUCCUGCAGGUCAGUGAAGGUGGAGCUGGGUU
Messenger RNA from Gambusia affinis (western mosquitofish), 3158 nucleotides. RefSeq names its product sprouty related EVH1 domain containing 2a (gene spred2a). NCBI's taxonomy places the organism in Eukaryota, Metazoa, Chordata, Actinopteri, Cyprinodontiformes, Poeciliidae. The coding region runs from base 1647 to 2912 and encodes 421 amino acids. Gene Ontology annotation, biological process: negative regulation of MAPK cascade; multicellular organism development. The transcript has 6 exons. The record is from RefSeq and is a predicted model, not a curated record. Gene Ontology annotation, cellular component: membrane. Gene Ontology annotation, molecular function: protein kinase binding.